GAGCCACCCAUGCACCCCUAAAAAUUAUUUUUAAAAAGGCUCCAAGACUGUGAAUCAACACAAGUGGUUUAGGGAACUACCUACUGCUGAGCCCACUAGGGCCCCAUAUCUACGUGGUAGGAGACCUGGCAGGUUUUACUACAGGGCUAAGUCAAAUGAAUUUGCCUAGUGGGUGAUGACGAGCGGGUCUCUCAGAACUUCCGGAGGGGUGAGUCCACAACUGAGCUGACGUACUUACCAAAAGGAGAUAGGGGUCAGUCAGCGACUGGGAUUGGGAGCUGUGGGUAGAGGUGGUUGGGAUUCCUGAAGAUCCAGGGAAUGGGUUUCCCUUAAGUACUCAGAGAUCUCAGUAUUUCGGAUUGCUCAGCUACCACAGGGUAGUUGCCUCUACGUAACUUUCCGUGAUUAAGGAAGAAAAAGCAGACAUCCCAACCAUUGGCGGGUGGGACUCGAGGGGUGGGCCUGGUAAACAGGAAGAGGUGUGGUCCCGGAAGUCUCUGGACCUCCGGUGUUUCUCGCUGGUCAAGCUUGGAAGAUCGGGGUCAUCACCCGUUGGCUCCUGUACCUUGUAGCCCCGCCCCUCACUUUCCUUCGCCACACCCCCCACCCCCAUCCAAACGAUCUGUCUGCUGGAAGCUUGGUGCUAUUGAGUUGGUUCUUGAUGUCCUUAAGGUCAACAAGGAAGGAGGCCUCACCCCUGCAGAAGCAGGAACUAGAGUCCACCCUGGAUAACAACUGUUAGCGAAAACAUGGAGGCCCAAGAUGAGAAAUCCCAGACAUCUAGACCUUCGGACUCCAAAUCCUUGACUAUUACUUCCUCAACUCCCCAGCUAUUAAAGUCUGAGUUGCCUACUGAGGAAUUGAUGGGGAAGGGACAGAAGCUUGACACUCUGUCACCAAACAUUUGGUCUGAUGAAGAUAAUGAUGAAAUUUUGGAGACCACAGACAGUGAUGAACUGAAGGAUAAAGCCCCCCCUGAUCGACCAUACUGGGCCAAUAAAAUUGAAUACCUUCUGGCCCAGGUGGGCUUCUCUGUGGGGCUGAGCACCAUCUGGCGCUUUCCUUACCUGUGUUUUCACAACGGAGGUGGCAGUUUUCUCAUCAUCUACAUCCUCAUGCUGUUCUUGAUCGGGGUUCCUCUUCUAUUCCUGGAGAUGGCAGCUGGUCAGAGAAUGCAUCAGGGAAGCGUUGGUGUAUGGAAGGUCAUCAGCCCCUGGAUUGGUGGUGUGGGGUAUACCAGCUUCAUGGUGUGCUGCAUUGUGGGCUUGUACUACAGUGUGCUCAUGGCCUGGAGUCUCUUCUAUUUAGUUCAGUCUUUCCAGUCUCCACUGCCUUGGUCAGUGUGCCCCUUACUGAGGAACUCCAGUACUUACGAUCCUGAAUGUGUGCGGACAACAUCCACUACGUACUUUUGGUACCGGAAUGCAUUGAAGGCCACAGACAAAAUCGAAAUGGGUGGGCUACCAGUUAAGCAUCUCAGUGUCUCUGUCUUUGUGACCUGGUUAAUUAUCUGCAUCUCCAUGAUCAGAGGACCCAAGUCCUCUGGAAAGAUGCUGUAUGUCUCAGUGAUCCUUUCCUACUUCAUCCUUUUCUGUCUCCUUAUCCGGAGUCUCACGCUGGAGGGUGCAAAAUUUGGUCUCGACAGUUUGUUGGCUGCCCAGGUGCCAGCUCUGUACUCUGUGGAAGUGUGGCGCCGGACAGGGAACCAGAUCUUUUUAUCCAUGGGCCACGGCUUUGGCGGCUUCAUCGCAAUCAGCUCAUACAUCCCUCGAUCCAACAACUGUGUCAUGGAUGCCUUUGCUGUGGCUCUUCUCAACUUGGUUGCCUCACUGACCGCCAUGGUGUUUGUAUUUGCCACAAUGGGCCACUUGGCCACAAAGAACAACAACAAAUGUUACGUAAAGAAUGCCAAGACAGUGAUGAAUCUGAUAGUUACCGGGGUGCUGCCUCCUGAGGUCCAGCCCCCAGACAGUCUGUAUUAUGAGCCAAGCUCCAUCUACCCCAAAUGGUUCAAGAGCCUUCCUGAACAAAUGAAAAGCAUGAUCCUUCCCCAUUUGUCCAAUUGCAACUUAUCUGAACAAUUGAAGGAGGUUAUGGAGGGUCCUGGUGUGGCCUUUGUGGCAAUUACUGAUACCAUCUCUGUGUUUUCUGGAUCCACUCUCUGGGCCAUCGUCAUCUUCAUGUUGCUGGCAAACCUGGGGCUGAGCACCAUGAUAGGGAUCAUGCAGGGCAUUAUUACCCCUCUCCAGGACACCUUCGCUUCCCUCAGGAAACAGACAAAACUGCUUACAGUGGGCAUCUGUGUGCUUAUGUUCCUGGGCAGCCUCAUUUUUGUGAGACCUUCUGGCAGCUACUAUGUGAACCUGCUGGAUGAUUACUGGGCAUCUCUGCCCCUCCUCCUCAUUGUCAUCUUGGAGAAUGUGGCCAUGGCCUGGAUCUAUGGAGCCAGGAGGUUCCUUGCAGACCUGAUUAUCAUGUUGGGCCGCCCCAUCUCCCCCAUCUUUCGUUGGCUGUGGUGCUUUCUGUCUCCAUUUGUGCUGCUAGUCCUGUUUGUAAACACCCUGAUUCAUCUGUGUCGGAAGAACAUCACCUACUUGGCCUGGGACUCAAGCAUUUCAAAUGAGGUGAUCCGAACUUACCCAUCAUGGGCUAAAGUCUUGCUCAUCAUCUCCAUCGUCAUUACCCUCUUGCCUAUCCCUGCCUACUUCCUGUACACACUCAUUGAUGUGGCUUUUCCAGUCUCCAUGAUUCACAGUAAGGUCACAGUUAUCUUCAAACCUGAAGCUAAAGGGAACUCGUGAAGCCCCAUCCACGGCUUCAGGUGAUGCAAAGUCAAAAGGUUGAUAAAAUGGAUAAAUAACCAGGGAAAAACCUCUCUGCCAUGUGAGUAAUUCAUCUUGGAAAUAAAGACUUGGUUUAUUUGGCAAAACAUCACUUUUUUUUUUUUCAAAGUGGAACUCCCCGGCUGGCAACUUGACAUUAGAAAAGGUAAAAGUAGCAAUUGCUAAUGUAACUGGACUCAAAGAUGUUUUGUUUUCCUGGACUGGGAAAGUUUUUCUGGCCAGAUGGAGGUUAACACAGCAGUCAUUCUCUGCAUCUCCUACACUUGCCCUCACCAGACACAUAAUAAUAGUGUUCUUUGACCUCCAGUAUUUGGUUGAUGGUGACGGCUGACCCCUACUUCUCCUAGGCUGCCUUCCUCUUGGAAUUGGUGGUACGUGUCAGGUCUGAUCCCUACGAAACUAAGGUAAAAAUGGUGCUAGUACCCGUGAAACUUUGCUUUCGUCAUGAAAAAAAAAAAAAAAUGCCCAACUCCCACUCUUGCCUUCCAUUGACUUUGUUCAAUUCAAAUGCUAGAAUCCCAGGCCCUCUCUGCCUGGCCCUUCCUGUAAGGAAACAGAUAAGAGACCAUAGUCUCAGAAAGCAGUGGAGUUACCGAUUAUGGCAAAGUGGUUAACUAUCUGCUAAUUGGUGACUUCCUCCUGUCUCUCUUAAGCAGGAAUAGCUGAUCAAUUUACCAAGCCUACCAAGGAGCUUAAACCUUUAUCCAACAUUAUAUAUUUUUCCUAAGGUGGUCUAGGAGCCUGAAGGAAGGAUAUUUGCCAGAGAAUGAGGGAGACAGUAGAGGUUAACUUCAGAGUUUGAAGACUCAAGGAGGACUUCAUUGAAGGCAAUAUGACAACAAAAUAAGACAAACAAGACACACCAUAGAUUAAGACGCCUAAAGUAUAACAUCAAGUAUAUUUCAACAAUCCUCUUUAUUUCUUUAAAAUUUUUUAAGUUUAUUUGUUUGGGUGAGAGAGAGUGAGAGUGAGAGUGAGUAUGCAGGGGA
Messenger RNA from Herpailurus yagouaroundi (jaguarundi), 3832 nucleotides. Its product is annotated as orphan sodium- and chloride-dependent neurotransmitter transporter NTT5-like. The record is from RefSeq and is a predicted model, not a curated record. Gene Ontology annotation, biological process: sodium ion transmembrane transport; nitrogen compound transport; amino acid transport. Gene Ontology annotation, cellular component: plasma membrane. Lineage: Eukaryota; Metazoa; Chordata; Mammalia; Carnivora; Felidae. The transcript is spliced from 12 exons. The coding region runs from base 750 to 2801 and encodes 683 amino acids.